Nomia melanderi (Alkali bee) is the source of this 3541-nucleotide messenger RNA. It is a transcript of the gene mdy, whose product is annotated as diacylglycerol O-acyltransferase. Gene Ontology annotation, biological process: triglyceride biosynthetic process. Gene Ontology annotation, molecular function: diacylglycerol O-acyltransferase activity. The record is from RefSeq and is a predicted model, not a curated record. NCBI's taxonomy places the organism in Eukaryota, Metazoa, Arthropoda, Insecta, Hymenoptera, Halictidae. Gene Ontology annotation, cellular component: endoplasmic reticulum membrane.
UCAAAGGAGAAAGUGCGAAAUCAUUGGUGCGCCCUCUGCGCCGAAAAUCCCCGGCCGAACGUGUAUCAUACGUUACGCGUCCGCGGCGGUAGAGCGGAAAACCUGACGUGAUUCGUAACGAUGUCGUUAUCUGGAAGAAACUCGGAGAUAAACACUGCGAGACGAGACCGGGUCGGGUCGAUGGGAGUCGGUAGUAGGAUCGCGACCGUCCGAUCGUAAACACGGUCGCGUGCGUAUCGAAGAUAAGGAUCGCGCAGCUUGCGGAGCCAGCUGUAGGUCGCUGGUCCCGCCGAGCCGAAAUUGCCGAAACUUGGGGGAUCCCUCGAUCGAUCGUGGAUCAUCCGUCCGCGUGCCGCGCGAACCAGCGAAAGUGAGAACCCCGGCGGACGGUCUCGCUUGCUCCGAUAAACACAAUCCUUUUCCCUCGCGCGUACAGGGACGACGAGUGUGUGUCGUGCUGGGUGAAUAACGGGUUUCCGCGUGUGUGCGUCUGCAUGUGGAUCGGAUCCGCUUGUGAUAGUGUGUCAGUACUGGGAAACGGUGCGCGCGUUGCUCGUCGCCUCCGCCGAGAGCAACGAUGACGACGGAUCACGAAAGCGACACGAGGGUGAGGCUGAGGAGGACCAAGAGCGUCACCAGGGCCGAGGAGAUCCAAAAGGCCGAGAUGAUGGUGCGCAGAUCGCAGCCGGACAGGGCAUGUCAUCGUCCCAGGGACAGCCUGUUCUCGUGGAGCUCGGGAUUCGACAACUUCACCGGGUUCGUCAAUUGGGGCUUCCUGUUGCUGGGCAUCGGCGGAAUCCGAUUACUUCUAGAAAAUUUCAUAAAAUACGGGAUAAGGGUGGACCCGUGGCAAUGGUUCCUCUUCCUCAGUGGCAAGUACGAGGGCGGCGAGGAGCACCCGUCGAUCCUGCUCGUCAUCUAUUCCACAGUGCCCGUGAGCCUUUGUCUGCUGAUCGAAAAGGGACUGUCGGUGGAUAUCAUAGCUCACGGUCCAGGAAUGGUGUUCCACGUCGUAAACCUCGUCGUGAUGGUACUGAUGCCGAUGGUGGUCAUCCACGUGAAGGAUUCCGGAUUCAGCCUGAUCGGCGCGAUGUUCGUGUGCAUGCUGUACGCCGUCCUGUUCCUGAAGCUCUGGUCUUACGUGCAAGUGAACAUGUGGUGUCGGCUGAGCAGUCGAAGAAAGGCAACGAGCCAGGGCAGAAUGCGACGCCAGUCCCUGUCGUACAACAAUUUGCAGUCUUCCAGCGCGAAACAAAACGGAGGCGAGGUCGAUGACUCGAAGCACGACGUGGACGGCGUUCCCACGGCCUUGGUGCAAUAUCCGGACAACUUGAAUCUCCGCGAUCUUUACUACUACAUACUGGCGCCCACGCUGUGCUACGAGCUGAAUUUUCCACGGACGCAGCGGAUUCGGAAAAGAUUCUUGAUUAAACGCAUCCUGGAGGUUGUGGUCGGCUGCCAAGUGGUCAUGUCGUUGUUCCAGCAGUGGAUGGUCCCGUCUGUGAAGAACUCCCUGGUACCGUUCAGCAACAUGGACGUGGCGAAGGCUUCCGAGCGUCUACUCAAACUUGCCAUACCGAACCACCUGGUCUGGCUGUGCUUCUUCUACUUGAUAUUCCAUUCGUUCUUUAAUCUGUUAGGAGAACUGCUGCAUUUCGCCGAUCGGAAUUUCUACUGCGACUGGUGGAACGCGAAUAACAUCGACAUUUUCUGGAGGACCUGGAACAUGCCGGUGCAUCGGUGGGCCCUGCGACAUCUCUACAUUCCCAUCAUAGAGAUGGGGUACAGUAGGUCGAUCGCUUCGAUCACGGUGUUCUUCAUCAGUGCCUUCUUCCACGAGUACUUGGUCAGCGUGCCUCUGAAGACGUUCAAGACGUGGGCGUUCAUGGGCAUGAUGGGACAGAUACCAUUAUCGAUACUCAGUAAGAUGGUGGAGCAAUAUUGGGGCGCCAGAUGGGGUAAUAUCGUGGUGUGGGCGAGUCUCAUUAUCGGACAGCCACUUUGCAUAAUGAUGUAUUACCACGAUUACGUGAUAACUCACUUCGGCCAGAUACUGGUCGAGGAUUAUUCGGUGGUGUAGCACGGAGCUGGACACGAGAUAUGCGGCGAACGAUCAAACAGAGAGGAAAUGGAGAAAUUCUUUCGGCGUCGAAACACACCGGCCUUUUGUCCAUCGAUGAUAUUUCCUUCCAGCCGUUGCGCAGGCUUCUAUUUGGCCGUUACCGCUCUGUAAACUAGCUUUUUUCUACGGUACCGAUGUAAAUCGUCCACAUUAUUCGUCGAUACGGGAACGAUGAGGGUAGAUAUCACGCGCAGAUGCCUUAAGUCUUAAGUCAUUUUAUAACGAACAAAUGUUAAACCGUCGCGGAAAUAGGGAUGCGUAAUUACUGAACGGUUUCGUCGUUUCUUUGUCUUCUUAAGCGGGUGAUGGUUCCAUACGUUCAUGAAAUAUUCACGUUUUAGCUGUAAGGCUCACUUUGAUACUAACUUUCUAUGGUUCCCUCCUUUUUGUACGCGUUUGCCUCUGAAGCGGGGACGCUCAACUUUUUGCAUGAUUUCUAUAGAGAUUACGGUACUUUCCGUCGAUCGGUUGCUCAACUCGGAAACCAGAUUACCAUUCUGCUGCAACAAUUCUAAAUAUUCGGAGGUAUGGAGCUCGAAUCAUUCGAAGUUUUAAUAGAUCCAACUCCGCAACGCCUAAACUCGAUCUGUAACCCGAACGAUAUUAAUCAAAAUAGUGUAUUCCAAUCGUAUCAUCGAAGCAUUAACCAAUUCGAAUCGUUUCGAACUUCGACUCGUUCGAACUCUAUACUCGACAGGCCCAGUUGCUCCUCGCGCAGGCGUGAAUUCGUGCCAACCAGCGGGAAACACGAAUGCACCGUUUGGUGGCGGCGCAACGAAAUCGAGAAAUGAUUCAAGCGUUGCUAAACCGAGGACGAAUGGUUGCACUAAUGCGAGCCCGAACGUAUCUUCGCGAUACCAGUACACCGGGUGUUCCGGAUUGUCGUAGGGCGUACACGUAAGAAAUUUUCUAACGUUCGAGGCGAGCGUUGCUCGAUCGCGAGGGAAACUCGUAAAUCGUCGAGCUCCGCUCGCGCGGGCCCACGAAUAUUAUGCGUGCGAUGAGACAAUAAUUCACCGUCUUCCUUUUCGGUUUUCCUUUUUUUUCCCCUCCCCCGUCUAAACCUGUUCUUUCUCUAUCUGGCAACGGCCUCGCGGUCCCAUCGCCAGACGGAGAAGCGCGCGUCCGGAAUAUUAGCUGUAAUAAAUUUAUCCGAGAAUGGAGUCCGGAACGUAGCGCGUUCGGUAAAUAUUUUAACCGUGCGGCGCUGGUAGCGCGAGCGGGUCCAGAAAGCGUUCCCGGCGUUUACGACGGAACGGUUGUCGGGGCUGAAGAUUUAACGAGCCCACUUGGGCUGCCGGUUGUGUGCGAACAGCAACAAUUUCCGUAGAAUUCUUAGCUCGCUGCCUGAUCCCCGUCAUGUACCACGCGCGAGCGAUGCCGGUUGUCGAAUAAAUGAGAUGUUUGUUACCAGCUUCG